AUGGCUUGGACUGAGACAGCCAUUUUGCAACGGCUGAAGAAGUUGAAUGCCCCGAAGGUGCUGGCUUUCGCCUGCCUCCUGCUGCUCUGGAACACUUCGGUGGAUUGGAGCCACCAGGAUGUCUUGUUUAUCGAGAGCUUCGCCGGAACCCAGGCAGCCACGCAGGCUGUGAGAUCCCGGUUCACAAACCAUGCCACAGCUGCGUUUGAUAUCCAGUACUCUGAGACAAUGGACAUCAAUUCCAGCAGUGGAAUGGGGGCAGCGCUUAUUGCCAUCUUACGAGGGGACCCGUCAGGGUUUGUACACUGGAUGGGGGUUCAGUGCUCAACAUGGGUUUCCACAUCGCGUGGCAGCACGGGACGAAGCGCUCUGGUUCCUGAAGGCCUAGAGGAUGAGGUUCAAUGCGUGAAGAUGGCCAAUCAAAUGGCAUCACGGGUCGCUUUGCUAUGCCUGGCAACCCUCGCCUUUCGAGGGACUUGGGUAACGGAGCAGCCAAGAAGCUCGCUUCUGCACGACCAUGACCGCAUGGCCGGCCUCAAGCGCUCAACGGAGGUGUGGCGGUGCAGUUUCUGGAUGUGGUGGUAUGGAGCUCCAACAGCCAAAAGGACAACUUUAAGAUCAUCAUCACCUUCCAUAGGCCUCUUUUGGACUCAAAAGCUCAAGAAAUUUCAGUACCAACAGGCCAGGGCCGAAAUGGAGGACGCACCACAUCCUGUCAAGAAGUAUAAAGAUGCUGAAGGGCGGGCAAGAUACCAUGGCCAUGGGACCUCACAGCUUAAGCUGACAGAGAACUACACGCAAACCUUUGGUGAGCGAAUCGCCACCCUUGUCAACAAGCUCAAGCCGGGCUGUGAUUACGUGACCCACGAUGAUGAGCUUGAUGGGGUCUCAAUUUGGACCUCGUGGGAAUGGGGCGAUAUGUGGGAUGAUGCAUCCUUGAGGGAGGUGUGCCUGUACCUUUAUGGAGCCAAGAGCCUGAAAGUGCCUCCAAGGUGGAAGCAAGUGCUUCCAAAAGAAAUCUAG
Effrenium voratum is the source of this 1023-nucleotide messenger RNA. NCBI's taxonomy places the organism in Eukaryota, Dinophyceae, Suessiales, Symbiodiniaceae. The record is from the annotation of a GenBank genome assembly.